AUGGCCACCGCCGAGCCCGUCCUCGACGAGCAACGGUACCGGACCGAGGUCCUCUGCCUCGACUCGGCGGAAGCAGAACAAGCGCGGGCGCAACAGCUUUCCGACGAAGCGCGCACCCUCGGUCUGAAGGUCCCGGAUAUCGAGGCCUCCGCGCCGCUGGCUGCGUCCAUCGCAUCGGGCUUGGUCGACCUGUCGUCUCCCGUGCUUUCAUCCGGUUCCUCGACCGAUCAGAACUCCCUCGCCGACGGCUCUGUCACGCCCUCCUAUGAACCUUCCUCCCCGUCGCCGCUCGAUCAGGUCGUUUCCUCGCCGUCCGAAAUCACAAUUGCCUCCGAGCGCGCAAAACCUGGCAGUACCCGAUCUCUCGCCUCCCUGUCAACUCGUCCAACCUCCUACUGCUCCAGCGAGAGUCGGACACUGCCCGGCGCCUAUGCACAUAAUGUGGACGGGCUGUCCGUGCCCUCGAAUCGCAUGUCAAUGCUCAGCAUUGCGUCGGCGGAUAAGAAGGAGAAGCGACGCAGCAGCCUGAAAAACGCCAUUGGACGAAUUCAUUUCCGCAAGAAGAGACCCUCCAGUGCUAUGCUGCCGCCCUAUUCGCAAAUCCUCGUUUCUAAAGGCGAAACCGGCGUCGAUCAUGUUUACCUAGAGCGAAAACAAGAACCGCCCAUCAGCAACGAUGUACUGGCCCGCCCCGCGACAAGCGAGUCGCUCAGCAAAGUAGAAAUUCCUCUUUUCGACAAGGAAUCGCUGCAAAGAAGUCUGGAUGAUCCCGAGCUGGCCGAGAUGCUCGAGCGUCAUCGCAUGGAGAAAAACCGGCACAUGGCAUUUCAAGACGCGGCCCUGAGUCUCGUUCGUCGCCGACAUCAAACCGCCAUCACCGAGCGUCAGGCCGAGAACCAGCGCAAGGAGGAGGAAAAGCGUGAGCAGAAUACAGCCGCCGCCAUUCGGCUCGAGGAGCGGCAACUCGCAGUGGAGGUGGAACAGCAGCGCGAAUUCGAGCGAGCGAAACUGAACUCGCGAACGCGAAUCAAGCACAUGGAAGGCUACUUCCGCAACGCCAGUCCACCCUCUUCACCUGCGACCACUGCACAACAAUCCUCCGAAUCCUUCUCCGGGUCCGAUGGUACCCCGCCCACUCGUCGUUUCACGCAGCAGCAGAAAGAGCAGCUGGAGCAACAGUAUCAUCUGCACGAGUCCAUGGAUGCCCUCCACGAAGCCCGCAUCAAAGUCCUGCGCGAUCGCCAGGAACUGAAACUGCAAGAAGCAAUGGAGCGGAUGGGGAAUGAGCUUGAUACUCUCUGCGAGCAGAAUAUCAAGAGCGUCAAGGGUCUGCAAAUCGAGCACCGCAAUGAAGAAACGUCUGUAAUCCAGGCACUCGAUGCGAAGAAGAAUGAACUCCGACACCGCUGGCACCUGGAGGAGGCGAUUCUGCGCUGCCAACUCGAACAGAAAAACGGCCAAUUAUACGGUCCCCUGCCACCGAUCCCGUUCACCGUCGCGGAGCCCGAAACUCGGGAUUCGGCCAUCUGUGUUUCGGAGGGUUCUCCUGUUACCAUUGGGCAGAAGUAA
Molecule: messenger RNA, 1569 nt
Organism: Penicillium argentinense
Lineage: Eukaryota; Fungi; Ascomycota; Eurotiomycetes; Eurotiales; Aspergillaceae
Exons: 2
Coding region: 1-1569 (522 amino acids)
Source: RefSeq, a predicted model, not a curated record